Messenger RNA from Lycium ferocissimum, 465 nucleotides. RefSeq lists its product as uncharacterized. NCBI's taxonomy places the organism in Eukaryota, Viridiplantae, Streptophyta, Magnoliopsida, Solanales, Solanaceae. The transcript has 2 exons. The annotation marks the transcript as partial. The record is from RefSeq and is a predicted model, not a curated record.
CCCAUUCAUUUCACUUCCAACAAGCAAAGCAAAGCAAAGCAGAGCAGAAACAGAGUGCCUAGCUACCACAGGAAUCUUGUACUACUAAAAGCACAUCAGACAAUUACAAAAAUGGCCGGAGCAAGAAAAGAGAUGAUGAUUAUGAACGGAACAAACAUGUCAAGAAGGGAAGGAAUAUGGGAGACCAAUUCCAAAAAGAGGGCAAGUAAAGGCAACCAUAGUUUUGGGUUUAGCCCACUCUUUCUCUUCUAUUUUCUCCAACAAUCGCCGAUAGAGAUUGAGUCAAGAGAGAGACUAUCAGUUUUGGUAGAUUUAGGAUCUUGAGCUUGAUGAGCUUACUCUUUCUUUUGUUCUGUACAUGUUAGCUCUGUCCUGUAUAGUUUUGGAAGUUCAUUUUCAAUCAUCUUCCAUAGGGCUGAGCUUCCUUUGAUUUUUAACUUUAUUUAUGGAGUACAAUUUUUAAUA